Molecule: messenger RNA, 694 nt
Organism: Neocloeon triangulifer
Lineage: Eukaryota; Metazoa; Arthropoda; Insecta; Ephemeroptera; Baetidae
Exons: 3
Coding region: 205-555 (116 amino acids)
Source: RefSeq, a predicted model, not a curated record
AAUUGCUGCACACGUGUGUUGCUUUCGAUUGAUGUCUCGCUGGAGCUCAUUUGCCUUAUCUCUUGAAGAGACGCGUUUACAUUUCAAAACUACAACAGAUAAUUAAACAUGCACGGACCAAUAAUACUUAUUUAAGCUCCGUCGCUAGUAUUUUCCACUCUACCUUUGUCUAGAAGGGUGCACAGAUCUCUUGCUUCGAGGAAAAUGGUUUCCAGAUUUUUAGAAGUGACGUUAGUUCUGUGCGUGUUUGCGCAGAUGAAUUCCGCCGCACCUCCAGUAGAUGCGAAUAAUUUGAACGUCACAUCACAAAGGGAGUCAAGAGGUAUUAUGAGCUUCUUUUUUGGCUCCCGUUGCCCGACGCCUUUCCCCAUUUGUCCUAUUGACUGCUCCAUUGACUCGGCUGUUGUUCAUGGAUACUGCUGCGGCUGCGGUGGAUUCCUCGAGUACAAGCCAAUCCACUGUCCUGACUGGCUGCAGUGUCCCAUUAGGGGCGACCAACUGUGCUCCGACUACCGUUUUGUUAUGGACUGCUGCUGCGGGCGUCCUUUUUUCUAGAACUGCUGGCAAGGGCACUGAACACUCUCAUCGUAAACUGGUGGCACGGCCAGGGACCAUAAUACACUCAAAUUGUUGACAGCUCUUGCUUAAGGAAAUGAAAAAAUACAAAAUAAAUUUAUAGCUCAGCAAAAUACAA